Messenger RNA from Aegilops tauschii subsp. strangulata, 558 nucleotides. NCBI's taxonomy places the organism in Eukaryota, Viridiplantae, Streptophyta, Magnoliopsida, Poales, Poaceae. The record is from RefSeq and is a predicted model, not a curated record.
AUGCCCUACUCUGUCCAGUCCGCAGCUGGCGCCGUGCCUUGCCGCACCUGCAUUGCCCCGCCGUCCUCGCCCGCACGGCCGCGCUACCCCGCCGCCGCUGCACGCCACGCUUGCGCCCUCGCCCGCGCUGCCCCGCCGCCGCCUGCACGCCCGCGCUGCCUCGUCGCCGUUGCACGUCGCGCGUGCCUGCACGCCCCGCCGCGCCCGCGCGCCGCGCCUCGCCCCGCCGCGCCCGCCGCGCUGCCGGCCUCCCCUCGCCCCGCCUUCCCCGCGCCCGCCUCGCCCAGCCCGCCCCGGCUCGUUGCGCUCGCGCCCGCCACGCCGCCGGCCGCCCCUCGCCCCGCCUCGCCUCGCCCUCGCCGCCGACCACGCCUCGCCCUCGCCCGCCCCCGCCUCGCCGCGCUCACGCACGCCGCGCCACCGGCCGUGCCUCGCCUGGUCAGGCAUCCAGCAGAGGAGAGAGAGGGGAAGGGGACAAUAGCAGGGGCAGGUGGCUGUCAUGCGGGCCAUGUGCGGACGCGAGGACGCAGACGGGCUGUCCGCGACUGUCCGCUUUGA